UCUAGACCGGACCUGGGCAUUCUGAAAUCAUCUGAAACUAUCCGUGUUUUGACCCGCUGCCGUUGGUCUGUUCCUCUGCAUCUGCCAGGCUGGGGGUCGUACGUCACCGUAGUGAUGUUGAACAGCUGACUAAGUGCUUCACUGUCCUGAGCUAAACUUAGCUUUGACAAUACCAGCUACCAGCACACUGGCAUGCUCCCCAUGUUACAAUGAAGCACAGGGUAAAUGGUGUAGAGUUACUGCAGAUGGCUGUACUAUGUGAGCUGCACCGUCCAUACGAGGUAAGUGUGUCAUGACAAACAUGUAGUUGGGUUGGUAAGCUGGACUUUUGAAUGUGUAUAACAAACUGCUAUUAUUGUUACUUAUGUUUUUCCCAUGCGGUACUCUGUAUACCCAUGUUUAGAAUCAAAUUAGAGAACUAAAAAGAAGAAUACUAAGACUGAGAAUACUAAAUCUAUUCUUUCAACAACUACACUACCGGUCAAAAGUUUAAGAACACCCAGAUAUUUCCAGUUUUCGUCAAAAUAUUUGAUAGAAUCUGGAGAUCUUUAAACAGUCACUUUGCUCAACAUCACCUUGGCAUUACUCUAUCACCAUGGGCAACGUUAACUCCGCCCUCACUGCUGGUAAGACACACUGCCAUUCUGUGCAUUCCUCCAACAUGUUCCGUAAACACAUGAAACCAUUCGAACGCUUCAUAGAUCCUUUACAAAUGUUUCCAGGUGCAUUACACAUUGUCAUUGUGUUGCUUAUCUUCCGUUUCACAGACAUUGAAGAUUUCGAUUCAAUUGUGUCUGUGUCGGAGAGACUGAAUGAGCUGGCCACCCAUGUGGCAGAUGAGAGACUACAGGCACAGCUUUUGUCUCUGGCUUCUCUCCCUGACCUACAAGUGACCCAAACACGAAAGCAUGAAGACCAAGGCAGUGACAAGAGAAAGGAGGCCACUGACAAUCUGGAAACCUCCCCUUCGAAGCUCCAAUUAUCCUCCACUUCCAUCACAUCUCACAUUGGAUCCAGUGCCAGAACUCCCCAACCCUUUUCCUCUCUGCUACCAGGGGCUCUGGCAGCUGUCCUGCCCACCGCUCUUCCCUCUCCCCUGACCUCUGACCCUGGGCUGAGAAGCCAUCCUGCUGGCCAGCUUCCAGCCACUCUAGAAGAGCUGAGGACAGAGCUAUGGGACUUGAGGGAGGACAUGGAACUCAUGAAGAGCCAACAUAACAAAGAAAUUAAACUGCUGAUGAAUGAGCUGGAUGAAGAGAAGAAAAUCCGCUUGUCAUUACAGGUACAGUGCAUAUUAAUAGGUGAACUUUUAAAGAGACAAGUCAUAAUACGGAUAAGUACAUGACUUCAUUCGUAGAAGUACAACAUCUGUAGUGCAGAAAAGUGGUGAAUGGAUUUUACGGUAUUUGUGUGGUUGUUUUCCCUCAGGUGGAGGUGCAACGGAUGAAGAAGAAAAUGUCCAAAUGAAAUAUGCACAGAGUUCAUGGGUACAGUCACAAAACAGCAAUCUGUUUUUCUUUCUCAGGAAAGCCCCUAUAUGAAACUUAGUCAUUAACAAGUAUUAUGGUCUA
Molecule: messenger RNA, 1571 nt
Organism: Hypomesus transpacificus
Lineage: Eukaryota; Metazoa; Chordata; Actinopteri; Osmeriformes; Osmeridae
Product: SH3 domain-containing kinase-binding protein 1
Exons: 5
Coding region: 596-1345 (249 amino acids)
Source: RefSeq, a predicted model, not a curated record